CGAAUAAGAGAGACCCCGAUCCUGAACCGGAAGCAAAUCUUUUGCGUGAUCUUAGUGAUCUUCAUUCCUCCUUCAUUCUUCCUUUCACAAGAAGGACACAACGCAUUGACCUCAGGCAAACAUUUGCCUCUAAUUUCCUUUCUUUAUCGACAGACUAACACACCUUCAUCAUGGGUAUGAAAUGGGGAAACAUGACCUCCAGUGUGCGGGGUCUGGUCAUGUACAGCCUGUCACCCUAUGAACAGAAGGCUUUCGCUGGUGCAUUCUCCAAAGGGGUGCCCAACCUUUUCAGGAGGUUCAGAGGUCAAGUUUUCAGAGUUGUUCCUCCUUUCAUCGCUGGCUACAUGAUCUACAACUGGGCGGACAAGGAGCAUGCUCGUUUGAUGCGCAAGGACCCAGCCGAAUUUGUGAACGACGAAUAAAUGUGUGCAUAUAUAUAGAGACCUAGGCUGAAUGUCACGCUGUAGUUGUCCUCAUCGUCACUGCUCUCACCUCUGUGGUCAGCCCGGCUGCUGAACCUCCCACCACAGGUCCAGUUCCACUGACCUUCAUCACGCCAUAUUCAUUUUGUAUCAAAGUAAAUUAAUAAUGAUACUUGACUUGAUAAC
Messenger RNA from Aplysia californica (California sea hare), 608 nucleotides. RefSeq names its product cytochrome b-c1 complex subunit 8. The coding region runs from base 171 to 422 and encodes 83 amino acids. Gene Ontology annotation, biological process: mitochondrial electron transport, ubiquinol to cytochrome c. The transcript is spliced from 3 exons. The record is from RefSeq and is a predicted model, not a curated record. Lineage: Eukaryota; Metazoa; Mollusca; Gastropoda; Aplysiida; Aplysiidae.